GCACGAUGCGUUGUUCACCUUCUAUUGAAAAGGCAUGACUGAAAUGCCGCAGUGUUUGUACGAAAUCCCUUCAAAAGUGCUAUUUUAAAUUCGUAAAUAUCAAAUGUGAGUCGCGAGUUUGUGUUGUGUAUACUAUGUAUUAUUUAGACGUUUCUUUAAUACUGCCAGAUAGUCCUUGUUUUGACUUUACGGACGUCUAUCUGAAGAAGAACAUUCUUCAAUCCGUAAAGCAAUUAUUUGGUGAAGAAGGAAUCAAGUCUACUAUAGACAUCCUGAAAUAUAAUUCGAAAGAACGCAGAUGUAUCUUAAGGUGCACUGAUGAAUCUUAUGUACGUCUGAGAGCAGCUUUAACUGUAGCUGGGAAAUACGAAGGACAGGCUUGUACCUAUAUUAUUCACCGUGCCUCAGCAAAUUUAUUAUCAUUCAGUGCAGACAGUCGAAAUUAUCAACAUUAAAGUACAAAGAUUUAGAACAAAUUAAAAAAUUUAACCCAAUUCAUUCUUAUAUUUUUUUUAAGAAAAAAGUUGAUUUUUUGCCUUCUAUGUUCUUAUUAAUUAGUCAAUAAUGCCAUUCAUCCACAAAGAUGGUAAAGAUACUAUAAUCUUUGCUUCAAAGGAAGAUCAUGCAACACCUAGUAAAAUAGAACUUCCAGAGCCAGAACC
This is a messenger RNA of Frieseomelitta varia, 662 nucleotides long. It is a transcript of the gene Rpp14a, whose product is annotated as ribonuclease P protein subunit p14. The record is from RefSeq and is a predicted model, not a curated record. NCBI's taxonomy places the organism in Eukaryota, Metazoa, Arthropoda, Insecta, Hymenoptera, Apidae. Gene Ontology annotation, cellular component: ribonuclease P complex. Gene Ontology annotation, biological process: tRNA 5'-leader removal. The transcript is spliced from 2 exons. The coding region runs from base 135 to 455 and encodes 106 amino acids.